Hippopotamus amphibius kiboko is the source of this 1341-nucleotide messenger RNA. RefSeq names its product dehydrogenase/reductase 7 (gene DHRS7). NCBI's taxonomy places the organism in Eukaryota, Metazoa, Chordata, Mammalia, Artiodactyla, Hippopotamidae. The transcript is spliced from 7 exons. Gene Ontology annotation, molecular function: oxidoreductase activity. Bases 144 to 1163 code for a protein of 339 amino acids. The record is from RefSeq and is a predicted model, not a curated record.
UCCUGCCCGCUCUCUGGGCGGGCCCGGGCCGGGGGCAGGCGGGGCGGCCGGGCUGCAGCGGGCCGGGGCGCGAGCGCUGCGCCUCGGCUUAGACGCGGUCGGCGGGUCGGUCGGUCCGCCUCCCGCGGAGCAGGGCGGCCGCGAUGACUUGGGAGCUGCUGCUCUGGCUGCUGGCGCUCGGCGCGCUGCUGGCGCUCGUGGUGCAGCUGAUGCGCUUCGUGCGGGCCGACGGGGACCUGACCCUGAUGUGGGCCGAGUGGCAGGGGCGACGCCCAGAAUGGGAGCUAACUGAUAUGGUAGUAUGGGUGACUGGAGCAUCAAGCGGGAUUGGUGAGGAGCUGGCUUACCAGCUGUCCAAACUAGGAGUUUCUCUUGUGCUGUCAGCCAGAAGAAUGCAUGAGCUGGAAAGGGUGAAAAGAAGAUGCCUUGAGAAUGGCAAUUUGAAAGAAAAAGAUAUACUCAUUUUGCCCCUUGACCUGACUGACAGAAGUUCCCAUGAAACGGCUACCAAAGCGGUUCUCCAGGAGUUUGGCAAAAUUGACAUUCUGGUCAACAAUGGUGGAAUAUCCCAGCGUUCUUUGUGUGUGGACACCAGCCUGGAUGUCUACAAGGAGCUAAUAGAGGUUAACUACUUAGGAACGGUGUCCUUGACAAAGUGUGUGCUGCCUCACAUGAUUGAGAGGAAGCAAGGAAAAAUUGUUACUGUGAAUAGCCUCAUGGGUAUUGUAUCUGCACCCCUUUCUGGUGGAUAUUGUGCCAGCAAACAUGCUCUUCAGGGAUUUUUCAAUACCCUCCGAACUGAACUUGCCACAUACCCAGGUAUAAUAGUUUCUAACAUUUGCCCAGGACCUGUGCAAUCAAAUAUUGUGAAGAAUGCCCUAACUGAAGAAGCCACAAAGAGUACAGGCAGCACUGCAGACCAGUCCCAAAAGAUGCCAACCAGUCGUUGUGUGCGGCUGAUGUUGAUCAGCAUGGCCAAUGAUUUGAAGGAAGUUUGGAUUUCGGAUCAUCCUUUUUUGUUACUGAUGUAUAUGUGGCAAUAUACACCAACCUGGGCCUGGUGGAUAACCAACAAAUUAGGAAAGAAAAGGAUUGAGAACUUUAAGAGUGGUGUGGAUGCAGAUUCCUCUUAUUUUAAAACCUGGAAGACAAAACAUGACUGAAGGGGUAGUCGCGUUUUUCAAGCCACUGGAAAGAGAAACGGAAAACAUGACAACAGCAAUCUCCCUAUGUACUGAAGACUAAUUUGUGAUGCUUACUUCUUAAUAGAUACAACUUUUCGUUCAAUAUGUAAUAAAUAAGAUUGCCAGGAGUCUUGCAAGAACGAUAUUAAUACAUACU